Messenger RNA from Ruditapes philippinarum (Manila clam), 659 nucleotides. RefSeq lists its product as uncharacterized. Gene Ontology annotation, biological process: maturation of SSU-rRNA from tricistronic rRNA transcript (SSU-rRNA, 5.8S rRNA, LSU-rRNA). Lineage: Eukaryota; Metazoa; Mollusca; Bivalvia; Venerida; Veneridae. Bases 7 to 639 code for a protein of 210 amino acids. The record is from RefSeq and is a predicted model, not a curated record. Gene Ontology annotation, cellular component: 90S preribosome; preribosome, small subunit precursor; nucleolus. The transcript is spliced from 5 exons.
UGUAGAAUGGGAAAAGUACGAAGAGCUAGGCAAAAGGCACACAACUCUGCUGUGAAAGUGAAGGAAGUGGGAGGUAACUCCGCUAAACAAGAUGAUACUGACGAGAUGGAACUGGAACAGAAUUUGUCAUCAUUAGAGGCACCCCAACUAGCACAGUCUAAUAUAUUUGACGGACUGGACUUGUCCAAGUACAACCUGAAAGCCCAGCUACCUGAGUUUGAUACCCAGAGUGCUAUAACAUCAAAGUCCCUGAAGGAAUUGAAGUUGAAGAAGAAAGAUAGACAAAAACUGAGACAUGAGCUUUGGCUGAAGAAACUGAGUGCAAUAGAUUCGGCAAAAAAGGAUGCCAAGAAUAAGAAGAAAAGAGAGCAGACUGCUGUUGUAGGUGAUAUAGGGGCACUAGGGGACGCACUCCCUACACUAGAACUCCUGUUAAAAACCUCAACAAAACCAUCACAAAGCAAUGAGCCAAAGAAACCCAAAGGCAUACAAAAGGAGAAAAAGCGAAAGAAACAAAUGAUGGAGGAUAUAUCGGUAUUUCAUCAAGUGAUAAAACAUCCGUCUUUUAAAGAAAAUCCUACGAGUACAAUAUCAGAACAUUUACACAACAGACAAAAACAAGAACAUAUGAACCCAUGAAUCUGUGAUGUUCGGAAGUA